Epinephelus fuscoguttatus (brown-marbled grouper) is the source of this 874-nucleotide messenger RNA. It is a transcript of the gene mtrfr, whose product is annotated as mitochondrial translation release factor in rescue. The coding region runs from base 157 to 666 and encodes 169 amino acids. Gene Ontology annotation, molecular function: translation release factor activity. Gene Ontology annotation, cellular component: mitochondrion. Lineage: Eukaryota; Metazoa; Chordata; Actinopteri; Perciformes; Serranidae. The record is from RefSeq and is a predicted model, not a curated record. Gene Ontology annotation, biological process: translational termination. The transcript has 2 exons.
AGACCUGAACAUAAACACCACAUGCAACCUCACGGACAGGAAACAUAAAAGCCUGCGUACAUGGAUAGAAGUUUUUAGUAAAAUACUUAAUAUUCUCGUCGUGGUGACGUAAAACGUGAUGCAGCGCUGUCAGUCACUUUGUAUGCUGAUUUAAAGAUGUCGCGGCUCCUCCCGUCUAUCAGCUGUUUGUACAGUGUGUCCUGUCGGCUCUUGUGGAGAGGCUCUCCCAGUGACUCUCCUCUGCUGAGGCCGCUCCCACCUGGACUGACAUGUGUUUUUGCGGCUGGUAAAAAAGACCUGAUAGACCUUCCUGUCCUGAACGAGGACGAGCUUGAUGAGCAGUUCGUGAGAGGAUCUGGACCCGGAGGACAGGCCACCAACAAAACCAGCAACUGUGUGGUGCUGAAGCACAUCCCAACUGGGACUGUUGUAAAGUGCCAUCAAACCAGAUCUGUGGACAUAAAUCGAAAGCGUGCUCGGGAGAUCAUGAGAGAAAAACUUGAUGUUGUAUAUAAAGGAGAACUCAGUGAAGUUCUUGUAAAGAAGAAAGAGUCUGAGCUGAGGAAACAAGAGAAGAGGAGGAAGGCUAAUGAGAAUCUGGAGAGAAAAAGACUGUUUAAAGCAGCGCUGGCUGCAGACUCUAAACCUGGAAAUGACACUGUUUAAAAUGUUUGUGUGGAAUAUUGAAUGAAUACUUGAAAUGUUCUGUACUUUAUGCCAACAACGACUGAAUAACAAAAAUUGGAAAGGUACUGUCAACAGCCCUAAAUCCAAUUAGCUUAGCAUUGCAAUACACAAAACAUCACAUAGUUUAAUACAAGACAGGGAGAUUUGGGAAAAAAAUGAGAAAAUAAAUAAAAUAUAGUCAAAAAUG